Molecule: messenger RNA, 964 nt
Organism: Plasmodium cynomolgi strain B
Lineage: Eukaryota; Apicomplexa; Aconoidasida; Haemosporida; Plasmodiidae
Exons: 3
Coding region: 379-606 (75 amino acids)
Source: RefSeq, a predicted model, not a curated record
GGCCACACGUGUACUCAUGUAGAUGUUCGUAUGCACGAGCCAAAGGUAUGAGUCCAUGUACGUACAUGCACAUGUUCUCACACAUAGACGCGUCGACAAGCAUUCCUCCCCCUUUCUUUAAACGCAUCCGCUUGCGAAGCAAAAUAUAAAAGCAAAGAACCACCAAUUCCUCCACUGCAAACCCCUCCAAGUAAUUUUUUUUUUUUUCACCACGUGUGAAAUUAUUUUUAUCAUAUUGUUCAAUGCCAUUUAACACACUCAGUGAAGUUCCCGGAACGCAACUAUACCGACUGAACGAGGGGCCUCUACGUAACGGAUCGUCUUAUAGCGGCUUCUGACCCUUCUUACUAGCAUCCUUCCCACUGCCGACACCGCGGAAUGCACAAAAUGGCACACUCAGCCAAGGACAAGAACAUCCGUCUCGAAAGGCACAGCGCGGGAAAGACCCAAGCGUACGGAGACCGCAGUGUGCGCGCGGGGACUGGGAAAUUCAACUGGGGCAACACAACGACGGACUUGACCCUGAGCGAGAGCAAACCCACGGAUAAAAACGACCCCAUGUAUGAUAGCGAAAUUGAGAGAGUCACCAAAGAAGGGAAAAAAUAAAGCAACGAAGGAAGGCUCCUUGGAAGGGCAAGUUUUUCCAUAUGUUAUCCUCACGCGAGGAUCCUUUUAGCGCACAACACAUGUACAUGUGCACAUGUGUGUAUAUAACUGUAUGUACAAGCGCGCACAACUUUUUAACAUUUAUUUUUUUAUUUUUUUUUUUCUUGAAUGAUUCAUGUGACAUGAUCUGCACAAGUUAGUAAAACGGAGAAGGGGGGUCCCUCACUCCGGUCGCACACGGAUGCGGCGCAGCUCUAUCACCAAAAAGAAAAAAAAAAAAAAAAAAAAAACAUUGCUUACGUAUUACAAGAACAAUUUUCCGCCUGAAUGAUAACCUAAACUGCAACCUGAUGCCAUC